Hippoglossus stenolepis (Pacific halibut) is the source of this 5794-nucleotide messenger RNA. It is a transcript of the gene miga2, whose product is annotated as mitoguardin 2. The record is from RefSeq and is a predicted model, not a curated record. The transcript has 16 exons. NCBI's taxonomy places the organism in Eukaryota, Metazoa, Chordata, Actinopteri, Pleuronectiformes, Pleuronectidae. Gene Ontology annotation, biological process: mitochondrial fusion. The coding region runs from base 530 to 2293 and encodes 587 amino acids.
AUUAAUUGGUCAAGAAAGAAUUCAUUCCACUGUGCGUCGGACCUGAUUGGUCCGUGGCCCCGUCAGUUUUCCGACGUCUCCAAAGCACCGCCCCCGCUGAAAAACCCUUGUGCGCGGCUCCUUCCUCUGGCGGUGACACCAGGAACGUCCUUCCCCGUCGUGUCGGAUCUCCACGGUACGUACCGGUGUGUGGGGCUUGUUCGUGUUAGCGGCUGUGCCGGUGGUUCGCUGGGUAAAGAGCCGCUGGAGCCUCGGCGGUGUCCGGUUAACCCUCCGCCGCUGCCGGGGUCCGGUUGACCGGGUGAUGCUGUGAUGUGAAGUGACAGGUCUGGCUGCGCUAUGCUAGCUGCAGCUAAGGUGAUUAAACUGCAGUCAGUGUGGAGUACAAGUUCAGGAGUGAAUGUGGACAGACGCUUCAUCAGCAGGCCCUGAGCUGGCUGAUCCCACAGCAGAGAGGAAAACCUUGUUUUGGGUGAAUGUGAGGGAGCUUUGGAGAACUGUGGCCUGAAGGCAUUUCGAUUUCUCUGAGAUGUCAGUCAGACAAGCAGAAGGGAUGUCCAUCGCCCAGGCUUUGGCCAUGACCGUGGCGGAGAUACCGGUCUUUCUCUAUUCCACAUUUGGUCAGUCCAUCUUUUCUCAGCUAAAACUUACACCAAACCUGAAGAAGGUGCUCUUUGCCACAGCGAUAGGCAGUGUUGCUCUGGCUCUCACUGCUCAUCAGCUCAAGAGGCGGGGGAGAAAAAGGAACCAGGCAACACAACGGAAGGAGGGCCAGAAGACAGUGGGAAUACCUGAAGGACUGAGGAAGACAGGAAGACCCUCUUCAUUAAAGAGAGGUCAGUUAACUGGUCGUCAGAUGAUGAGUCCGAGCAACAGGAGCAACGACACCAUGAGUGGAAUUUCUUCCCUGGCUCCCAGUAAACACUCAAGUUCCUCACACAGCCUUGCAUCAAUGCGGGUCCCAAGCUCCCCAAACCAGUCUGCCAACCCAUCCACGCCCUGGGAGGCCGAACCUGUGGCAGAAGAGUCAGGGGCACUAGAGGAUGCGAACGCAGAGAAUCUGUAUUUAAUUGGAAUGGAGCUUUUUGAGGAAGCUCUGAGAAAGUGGGAACAAGCCCUGAAUAUUCGCCAUCACGCCUCCUCAACCUCCAGCAACAACAGCCUCGCUCUGCAGGGGGCAGCGUGUGGAGACUUUCCCAUGGCUGAAGCCCGUAAUACAGGGUUUGCUGACAAGUUAGAGACUCUACUGCACAAGGCGUACCACCUACAGGAGGAUUUUGGCAGCAGUAUCCCUACAGACAGCGUGCUGGCAGACUUUGAGAGUGAAGGAACUCUUAUCUUGCCUCAAGUGGAGAAUUUCCACAGACUGCAAGAUGAUGAUGCGACUACUGUUACCUCCGACGAGUCCUUCUUCUCGGCCGCAGAGCUGUUUGAUGCCAUGUCUCUGGAAGAGCACUACCAGCCUCUGAAGCCUGCAGCUCUUUAUGCAGAAGCCUUGUCUCUGGUACGAGAGGGAAAAGUGUCAUAUAGGUCCCCGAGGACUGAACUACUUGAAUGUUAUGGUGAUCAAGAUUUCCUUGCCAAACUUCACUGUGUGAGACAAGCAUUCCAGGUGCUGCUGUUAGAUGAAACUCAUCGCACGUUUUUCAUGGAGACCGGGAAGCAGAUGAUUACAGGGUUAAUGGUGAAGGCAAACAAGAGUCCUAAAGGCUUCCUAGAGAGCUACGAGGACAUGCUGCUUUACACCCAGAGAGAGGAAACGUGGCCAAUUACGACGAUGGAGCUAGAGGGCCGAGGAGUGGUGUGUAUGAACUUUUUUGACAUAGUGUUGGACUUCAUCCUAAUGGACGCAUUCGAAGACCUGGAGAGCCCUCCCUCAUCUGUGGUAGCUGUGCUGAGGAAUCGCUGGCUCUCUGACAGCUUCAAAGAGACGGCUCUGGCGACUGCUUGCUGGUCUGUCCUAAAAGCGAAAAGGCGUCUGCUCAUGGUUCCUGAUGGUUUUAUCUCCCACUUCUAUGCCAUAUCCGAACAUGUGAGCCCAGUUUUAGCUUAUGGGUUUUUGGGACCCAGGCAGCACCUAAGUGAAGUCUGCACUAUCUUCAAGCAACAAAUCGUGCAGUACCUUAAGGAUAUGUUUGACCACGACAAGGUCCGCUUCACCUCUGCUAGCAGCUUGGCUGAGGACAUCCUGAACCUUUCCCACCGGCGCAGCGAGAUUUUACUGGGGUAUCUGGGGAUCAACAGACUUGUGGAGCUCAACGGUUCCCCGCCCAGGGACACCGAGAGCUCUUAAGGGCCCAGCUCAAACAGCAUGAAGGGUUACUGAGGGCUUCAUGGGGCUUGUGCAGGCCGGACGCAGCGGAGUCGCAGCUCAGCACUUGAUCUGCACUAAGACUGGAUUAAAUCAUACUCCUGUGAUAAACUGGGAACCACAGUUAAUUAUUCAUUCAUCAUCAAACACUGACAGAGGAUAUAUUUUCACUAGCAUCACUGGUUCUAAUGAGGGAAACUGGUUGGACUCCACCUCUCCCUUGUUAUCAGCUGCUGGGCUGCGUAUCCGGAGAAUGCCUACAUGUGAUCUCAGACGUGUGAGGAUGUGUCUCUUACUUGUUGGGUGGCUACUACUAAACACACGAAACAGAAGCAUGGGGAACAGGUGAAAACUGUCCCUUCCACAUUAUUCUUUCACGUGGAGCAAGUGUCUUUCAGAUAACUAGUGGUUGCACCUUCCAUUCGUCUGACGUGUGAAAACACAUGGAAUAUCAUUGUCUUCACUGUUACGUGAAAAGAAGUGUGUUGACAUGUUUUGUUUUAUAUUAAAGGGGCAAAGGUAUUUGUUAAAUCCAUGAUAAUGUGUGACAGAUUUGCAGUGUGUAAUGAAGGACGUAAUGAAUUUAUCUCCUCACUAAUGCUACUUAAGUCCUCUUUAAUUUAAAAAGUAUUUAUUCCAGUUUGAUUUGGUCAAGUAGGCUAAGAUGUGACAUAUCAGAGUGACUGUAUUAAGAAGUGUAGUGUAAUGACAAUGAAAUAAGGUCAUCCUGAAGCUAUAUGCAGACCCCAGACCAUUUCUCAUAUAGUCUUCUGGACAUAGCAGUGAUCCCGCGAAGAUGCAACUUUCUCCAAGUCAUAGGGAUCCCACACUUUGUCUGGCAAUGAAUCCCAUGGCACAAACAAACUGCAAAUAACAGAAACAUAUGUUUUAAUACUAUUACAUAGGAUUGGUGUGGAUUAGUAAUAACUACCUUAAAUUCAGCAUUAGGUGAUGCAUAAAUUCUUACAGUUAAUUCGUUACCUUUCUGUAACACGGUGAGGUUGGUGGGCUUGGCAGAGCCCGCCACUAGUUUAUUAAUUGGUUUUGCCAUGUGAAUCGCUUCCAAACACUUGGGCCUUUCUGCGAAAGUAUCCAAACCCAAGUUAUAUGAACAUAUAAACCUCUGUUUUCAGUGCAAUGUUUGAAACAGUAGUAGAUAUGGAGUAUGGUUGUUUUUCAACCAUCAUGGGUUAUUUGUUAUUCAUGAGUAUAUGAUGAGUGAAAAAAUUCCGUUUUUCUCAGUGGGUCUGAUUUUUCACAGCAGACAUUUGUCAGCAUUCUAACAGGAAAAGCACCAGUGUUUGUAAUAACAGUAACAACGGCUCUGUUUUAUUCAAGUGUCUCAGUAAACCAUGACGGCAGUGGUGGAAAAUUAAUGAUUGAGGUUUUGCUGAUUAAACUGUUGAACAGUGUUUAUACAAGUUAGAAUUCACUCUGCUUCAGCCAAUCAUAACAGUGACAGGCUCCUUACACAGUAAAGCAUUAGUAAUAAUAACCCUAUUAUAUAUUGUAAUAAUCCUAUUAUAUAAUAACAUGUACAUGCAAUAUAGCCCCAUUUAAAAAAAAAAUUCUGCAUAAUAACAGCUUUUACUUUUGAUACUUAAAUGCAUUUUACUGUCACUGCUUUUUGUCAACUUCUGUGUUUGAUUGCACUGCAUUUGAUUAUUAAUUAUUACUAUAACUAAUAGUGGAGCUUUUAUAAAAUAUUCUGAUUGUGCAAUCAUGGCCCAUUUUGCACAAUACCAGCACCCUGAAACUGAAGCAGCUCUAUGGAACUGGGCCAUCAUUGGUUUUAUUUACACUUGUGCUUUUCCCAACGCAUCAAACUAAUAAGAAUAAUAAUGAUUGCAUUAUAAAAAUAAGAAAAAUGUCUUCUGUGAAAAAGGUCAAUGCUCAUGGCUGUAACAAAGUGAACACAGCGACUACCAUCGAACACCUUUAGAAACUGAAAGAUAAAACUCGGCCUCAAGUGUGAUAUGUGAUCAAAAACACAUUUUCCCUUUCAUCAAAUCCACAUACUGUGUGUUGUUGGUUUUCUUCUCUGCCCAUUUUAAAAUAGACACGACCAGUAACAGCACCAGUAUUAGUCUAAGGUUGUUUUGUGUCUGAUCUCAUGCAGACUUUUACUGAAGAAGUGGGCAUUGUACAGUCUGACUGUUACCUACAUAAGUGCACUGAUGAAAACCCCUGUGUUCCUCUUGUUUUCCCAAUAACUGAGCUUGUUGGAGCACGGAGACACUGAAGGGACGCGAAGAUGCCAAGUGAAAUGGAGUUUUAUGCAGACUGAAGCUCAUUUUUGUUAAAGAAAACUAUCAAAAACUUAAUUAAUCUUAAUGAAAUAUGAUUAUUCAUGAAAAUGGAAACAGUGGCUUUGUGGUUGUCUGCAACAUUUCUGUCUCAUUCUGAAAUUCACAGGAAUUUCUUUUAUCAUACAUUGUUAUGCAUUAAUUUUGUGAUCUGAGCUCUUGUUGCAACAUGCCUCUGAAGGUCAGAGCUCAUAAGUCUUUAUUUUUAAAUGCAAUGCAAUCCUUUGUCCAGAAUCAGCAUUGAAGGGAUUAUUUCUGAUGAUUAUUUCCUUUUCAAUCACACAUGAACUUGCAGCUGGAGAUGGAGCCUUUCCAGAAAAAGAUUUAGUUCUGUGUUUUGAUAGAUAUGCAGCUUUGUGUUCUGAAGCAUUUUGCACUUUAUCAGAAAAGCAGAAAGAUACAGGAAUGUCCCACAACUCUUAUAAUUUGAAUAAUUAGUUUGAGAACAAUAAUUAAGCAGUUGAAAUUACUCCACGACAGAAGUGAUGUACUGUUGAUAACACAGAACACAUAGUAUAAAAAAAAAACUAUAUUCCCAGAAACCUAUGUUACGCAAGAUAUUUAUUCUGGUUACUAUGAUAACUUUAAUGAUUUAGUGUCCAUGUUGAAUGUAAACAUCUUGACUGUGUGUGAUCAAAUCCCUGAUGAACUGCUUUAGUAAUCUGUUUUCUCCCCAGUUUCAGUCCGUUGUUGUAGAUCAUCAGCAGUAUGUAUCAUGCAGGCAAAUGCUAAUGUUUAGGUUGUUAGUCUCCUAUGAUUGGUCUGCUUCCACUGUGUCAUGAGAGUAGAUCAGUUUGAUUCCUCCAGCAGCCUUUGCAUGUUUCGCAAUGUAGACUCUCUUCAAAAUGCAUCAAUCAUAUAUGUACUGCAGCAUUUCGAAGCAGGCUCAUCCCUAUAGUUGCUGUUGUUGUUAGUUUUUCAAAAGCCCCAAUUAGAAAUACUCUGAAUGAAAUGUUUAGGAACUGAAAGUCAUUUGAAAGUCAAUAUUCAGGCAAUCACUUAGGGGAUUAUAGUUUUACGAGGAUUUCUGAUGGCCAAAAUGAUUUUAAUGCAAUACAUUACAAGUGUCCUAUUCAUGCCUUUUGUCUUUUCUAUUGUUAAAUUACAAUGCCAGCACAACCUGUCCAUUGAUUUUGAUUCUCCAUAUUAAUUAAAUGUGAUUUUUUUUGUUAUUAAA